AUGAACAGGACUCAGCUGAAGCGCUCCAGUAUCCUGAGGAUGGCUCUGGCCGGCACGGACACCAUAGAUCAGGGGGAACAUGGAGAGACGUUCAUCCUCCGGGCUGUAAAGAUAGCAGCUGUGGUCGCUUUGUACUGGUUUGUCUCAAUAACUAUGGUGUUUCUGAAUAAUUACCUGCUGGAUAACAGAGACUUGGACGCACCCUUGUUCGUCACAUUUUACCAGUGUUUGGUGACUGUGGGUCUGUGCUGGGUUAUGCAGCUGCUGGCUCAACUGUGCCCGGGAUUCAUCGACUUCCCGGCGGUCAGGUUUGACACGAAGACGUCCAGAGAGGUCCUCCCUCUGUCCAUGGUGUUCAUCUGCAUGAUCACCUUCAACAACCUGUGCCUGAAGUAUGUCGGAGUGGCCUUUUACACAGUGGGACGUUCACUCAGCACAGUGUUUAAUGUGCUGUUAUCUUUUGUGAUCCUGAAACAAACCACGUCUCUUCAGGCUAUUCUGUGCUGUGGAGUUAUACUAGGUAAGCCAUUUCCUUAUUCAAUUAAGCAGCCUUAACUGUCUUGGAUGCAUUUCUAUUGGCUUGUCACAGCGAGUUCACCCUCCUUGUGCCAAUAAAAGUAACCUGUUAAGUGCCUUCUUGUAAUGGAUAACAUAUUAAAUGCACUCUCUGGAGCUCUUCCUGGGGAUAAAAUGUGACAAAAUGGCCUCUGGAUGUCUAUUUGGGAGAGGGAAACAUUUCCAAAAGUGCCAUCCGGAUGUGCUUCCAGUAACCAAAAUAGAAAAAGGGUGCCCUCAGAGAUGCCCUUUGAAGGGAUAUGCUAGCGUAAUAUUAAUUUAGGGUCAAACGCACCGUAACACCGAGUUAGACACCCCCUCGAGAGAUGAAUGUUGCCAACUGCUUGCUUCUCUUGUUAUACCAACUUUAGUAUCGACCACAGGAUAGCAAUACACAGCGGUCUGGGGAGCCAUAAACAAACCUCAACCAAAAAGCCACUCUAUAGCCACAAAUAAUGCUCAGAACAGCACCAAAGCAGUACAUAUAGGGUCCCAGCCAUAGUACUAGCCACCAAACAUCCUUUUACCUUUGCCUCAUUUCUUUAGCGAAGACACUGAACACAACUCACCUACUCUCCUCCAGCAGCUGCCAGUCCAUUACGGACUGCUGCAGGGUGACGCAGCUCAAGGAAGAACAUUUAUGAUCAUUCCUUUAUCAUUUCCUUGAAGUAAUAUUACCAUAUUAAUCAUUUUGCACUGCAGACGCGGUAGUUCUUCUGCCUUAGUGUCUCGGUCUGAUUGCAUUUCCAUGAAGAAAUGACCAUAAUUUUUCUUACUUGAACUGCGUCACCCCGCUGCUAAUGUAAAACCUUCUGUCAGCAUACAUGCCGAAAUUUAAAGCAGUUCUCCAUCAGAUAUGCUGAUACUACAUUAUAUACAAGGCUGUCUGCAAGGUUUUGGCAACCUGGCUGCAGGGAUUUAUUCCCUUAAACCACUCCAGCUUGGCAGCGGUGGGUACUGUUGAUGGGAGGUAAGGCCUGGCAGUCCGGUUAAUUCCAUAAAUAUUGGAUGAGGUUAAGGUCAGGACUCAAAGAACAUGAUUUUUUCAACAGACCUGGCUCGGUGCACAAGGUCAACCUCUGAAACUAUUCUGGACAGUAUCACUGUGUGCAGGAGCAGGAAACAGACCAGGGAUGCUGCUGUUUAAGCCGAAAUAUAAAACCACAGAGGACUGAUCUAUAAAGUACAUUUCAGCAACAGUGCAGGUCAAAGUUCAAACAAGACACCACACAAAUCAUCACAAAAGUCAGAAAAAUCAAACUGGAAGAAGAUGUAUAAAAAUCAUGUAAUGACUGCAUUUGGAAAUUAUUGAAAUAAACCAUUAAAAUCAAAGCAAUGGCAAAUAAAAAACCAGGAGGGUUAAAUGUGUGAGUUUUGAGAAGUUAAUUGUUCAGUGUUGUGUAUUUAAAUAAUAAUCCAAUAACAGGCAGCUGUAAACAGGUGAUCAUGUGAGUUUGUUUCUGAUUUUUGGAUCACAAAAACUGAAAGCUGCUUCUCCAUGUUUGGUUCUGACUCUGACCUGUUUCAGAUGACCUGAGCAGCCUGGUUGAGAAGCUAAUACAUGUAUUUUGGCCUUAAACCAUUUAGUGAUUUAUAGAAUGAGCUGCAGGUGAUUUUUCAAGGACAACAACAAUAAGACUGACUAAUUCUGUUUGUCAGUCAUUUUUGAAUUUUUACCACCUUUACAUCAGACAAGGUGAUUCGCAGCGUGUCACUAUAAAGAUAGAGGACAAGAUCAGAAGAGAGACUUGAGGAGCUGCUUUGUUGUAAGGAUUGAAAUAAAAUGACAGUUCUUCACACAACGCUUGCACCAAAGACCUCAACCAUGAAAAAUAACAUAAAAAACUGAAAAGAAAGAGAAAAGAAUAGAGACAGAAUAUUUGAAACUUUUGCAGACAAUCUCAUAUUACAUUGGUUUGUAAUAUUUGAGUCAUUUUUUGAAAGUUCUCAUUUAGGGUUUUUUUUUUUGCGAUAUGGUCUUAAACUUUUAAACAGCUGAUGAACAGCCUAUUUCAGUUUAAUGGUUGUUUGCAUUAAAUUGCUUACUCAAUUUUUUUGUCUCACUCCCAUUUCUUAUUUUUGUAUUUUGAAGCUGUAUUUAGAACUUUCUGAAGAUCCAACAGUGCAAAAUGUAAAAUUUUUUUUUCAAUUUUUCAACUGGUCUUAAAAUUUUGAUGAGGACUGUAUAUUAGUUAUUUUUACCCUCAUAUAGGGCUGGGCAGUAAAGGCUAAAUCAUAAAUUAAUUUCUUUAACAACAACAAAAACAAAAAGUAUGAUUUAUGAUUUCCAUACAUUUUUCUUUUCCUCCUGAAAAUAAAACUACAAAUGACAAAAACAUGACACUAAACACUGUGGUUUGUCCAAGAUCUGAUGCAGCAAAUUGACUGAUGAGACUUGGCCUUUUUUGGAAUAACUCCUCACUCACGCUAGCAGCCAUGUUGUUGCUGUCACGGGGGGAGGAUAGGGGGUCGUAAAUGAUGAGAAUUAUUCAGUUAAAUUGAUUUAUUGCUCAACCUUACCCUUAAAUACUCAGUGUUCAUCAGCUAAACAUAGCAAAUUAGUUUCAGAUACUAUCAUAACUUCUCUUUUUUCUAAUUGUAUUAUCUAAUAUAAACAGUUGAAUUUAUGAUGUGAUGAUAUAGUUUUAAAAUGUGGCCAUGAUUUGGAUUUCCAAACUUAUAACCAGACAUUUUCAACAUUUCUGUCUCUUAUUAAUUGAUUAGCCUCUAAUUUGAAUUACCCUUAUUGAAUCAGAAAAUGAUUUGUUGCAGAGUGUAGAGAAAAAGCUAUUUAGAUAUGUCAUUGCUGGACUGCAGAUGACAGGAACUUGAUUGUUUUAGUGGUAACUACUCUUGAAUUGUUAAGUCUCAAUAAUCAAUCUUCUGUCUGUGCCUCUCAGGUGGUUUCUGGCUUGGCGUCGAUCAGGAGGGUGUGGCAGGCUCCCUCUCCUGGACAGGGGUCUUCUUUGGAGUGCUUGCCAGCGCUUUUGUCUCUCUUAACGCCAUCUACACUAAGAAGGUGAUGCCAGCCGUCGAUGGAAACAUCUGGAAACUCUCCUACUACAACAACAUUAACGCCUGCGUCCUCUUCCUCCCACUCAUCCUGAUAUUCGGAGAGUUCAGCCGACUCGGGACUUUCAGCCGUCUCACUGAGAUCAGUUUCUGGGGCAUGAUGACACUGGGAGGAGUGUUUGGUUUUGCCAUCGGUUAUGUCACAGGCCUGCAGAUCAAGUUUACCAGUCCACUAACUCAUAACGUCUCAGGGACUGCAAAGGCCUGUGCUCAGACUGUAAUUGCAGUAGUGUACAACUCCUCCAGUAAGAGCAUGCUGUGGUGGACCAGUAACUUGAUGGUUCUCGUGGGCUCUUCAGCCUACACUUGGGUUAAAAGUUUAGAGAUGAAGAAGACUCCCGUUAAAGAAACUCAGGACUCAUUAAAGGAGAAACUGCUGCCAGAGAAAGGUGACCUGGGAGUGUAA
Messenger RNA from Xyrichtys novacula (pearly razorfish), 4033 nucleotides. The record is from the annotation of a GenBank genome assembly. NCBI's taxonomy places the organism in Eukaryota, Metazoa, Chordata, Actinopteri, Labriformes, Labridae.